Molecule: messenger RNA, 1227 nt
Organism: Gryllus bimaculatus (two-spotted cricket)
Lineage: Eukaryota; Metazoa; Arthropoda; Insecta; Orthoptera; Gryllidae
Source: the annotation of a GenBank genome assembly
UCUAUUAAAAGUAUGUAAUUAAAGUAUUUCUUUAGAAAGCGGCAAAUGUAGAAAUAAAAUUUAGAAAGCGGCAUCAGGGCGGCAAACCAGUACACGACGGCCCUGUUAGCAAUUUGUGUGUGAUUCACGCGGGCGCACAGGGUGGGUGAGACAUUGAAAAUUUCAAUUUUGAUGAAAAACAUGCUUAAGGUUUGGCCGCUAAAGAUUGUUCACAGGCAGAUAGAGGAACAAAAUGUGCAGACGGUCAGAAGUUUUACCGUAAAUGAAGUUUUCGAUACCAAAAACCUACUAAGCGUGAAUUCUGACUAAACAAUGUGUUGGAUGAAGCAAUUUACUACAUUCAUGAAUGAUAAUUAUCCACGUUUUCGGUAUCAGGGACCUAUAAUAAGAAUUUUUCUGCCGAUAAAUCGCUGAUUUUCGCAUCAGCAUAACAUAACGUUCUCUUUACUACGUAUUGAGUAUGCGAGAAAGUAAAAAGAUAUGAAGAAAGGAAUACUCGUUUCUGAAGAACUCCGUUCAUUACGAGCGAAUAUGUCGACUCACAUUACUUUCGCCAAUGGCCUCAAGAUGCCCGCAGUCGGUCUGGGCACUUGGCAGGCUACCGACACCGAGAUGGAAGAAGCAGUCGAUGCGGCUCUGCAAGCCGGAUACCGCCACAUCGACACCGCCACCUUCUACUGCAAUGAAUCGGCCAUCGGCAGAGCUCUGAAAAAAUGGUUCGACGCCGGAAAACUCAAGCGAGAGGAAGUGUUCAUUGUCACGAAGCUCCCAAACGUCGGCAAUCGAGCGGAAUCUGUGGAGAAAUAUCUCAAAAAAUCGUUAGAAGCCUUGCAAGUGUCGUACGUCGAUCUGUAUCUCAUUCAUCACCCUGGAGGUCUGAUAGAAAAAGGUGAUGAGCUGACGCCUUGUGACGACAAAGGGAAAGUUCUCAUUGAUCCAACAACGGAUCAUGUUUCUCUGUGGAAGGCGAUGGAAGCUCAAGUCGAUGCGGGUCGCACGAAAUCCAUUGGAUUAUCCAACUUCAAUGCUCGUCAAGUAAAACGUGUGGUGAAAAACGCACGCAUUCUUCCGGCCAACAAUCAAAUCGAAGUCCACAUUUACUUUCAACAAAAAGAGCUCGUGGCAUUUUGCAGAGCUCUCGACAUCACAGUGUGUGCGUAUGGGCCUCUAGGCUCUCCUGGAUUGAUCCCCUUCAUGAAAAAAGAAGGACUAGAGGUUAACAAGUAA